AUGGCAGCCACCUCCCUCGCCACCUCCUUCAUCUCCCUCCCGCUCGAACUCCGCACUCUCAUCUACACUUACAUCUUCCCCUCUCCCACCAUCCCAAUCAUCCUCAGCGACGACACCUCCAACCACGACCUGGGCGACUACGGCGGCAUCCUCCACGACAGCGCUUCCACCAAAGCCAUCGUAGACGAUGCGCGCGCUGCCUAUUUCGGCCCUUACCGAUACAUCGUACAAAAUUCACGAUGGGUGUUUCCUUAUACUAUCUGCUCUCGCGGAAAAGACGGGCAAGGCGUGGACGUGGUUGAUAUUGCGGAUAUUGAUGCUCGUCGCUAUGUCUGCAAAGUGGAUUUUCAUGUCGCAGCACCCUCGGUGGAUGAUAAUGGUAUGGCGAGUUUCCGUGCUAGAUUGGAACUGCUACGGCGAUAUCCGAGGCUAGAGGAUUUGACGUUGUACGUGGAGAGUGAUAAGGCGUGGAAAGAUAGCUUGAGCAAAAAGAGCGCGCUUCGGUGUUUGUCCAUUGUGAAGAAGAUGCUCGAGAAGUUGGAGAUGGCGGAGUAUGCUGUGGUUUUUAGGGUGAAAGCGAAACAAGGAGGAAGGAUCUAUGGACCUGAUAUUUGUGAUACUUUGGGGGACUUGGAGGGGCUGGUGAAGAAUUUGUGGCAUUGGCGGUCGACGACGGAGAUUCUGGCAGAUCAGGAGGUUCGGGAUGGCUUUGAGAGGUGGUGGGAGAAGGGGGUGCUAUUAUGA
This is a messenger RNA of Bacidia gigantensis, 744 nucleotides long. RefSeq lists its product as uncharacterized. NCBI's taxonomy places the organism in Eukaryota, Fungi, Ascomycota, Lecanoromycetes, Lecanorales, Ramalinaceae. Bases 1 to 744 code for a protein of 247 amino acids. The transcript has a single exon. The record is from RefSeq and is a predicted model, not a curated record.